AUGCCGUGGUCCGUCGACAAGUCAUCCGGCGACGCCGGAGGGACCGACCCCUCUGUGCUGCUCUACGUCGUCAAAAAGCACCUCCGCCAGGCCGAAGGCGAGCUCGAUCACCUCAGCCGCCUUCUCUCCACGCCCUCGGGCACCGACCGCCUCCUCAGCCUGAUCUACUACUCGUCGACGUUCCUCGCGCCGCAGCUGUCGCGCCUCGCGCUGCUGCUGACCGUCAAGCUUGCUACGCCCAUCCCGCUAGUCGUGCUCACGCCCGCGUCUACCACGCUGGCCACGGCCUCCAACCGCCUGCGCAAGCUCGCCUCCAAGAUCUCGGACGUGCGCAUGUUCAUGCGCCUGUGGGGGUUGGUGGGGAUCUACAAGUGGGGCGCGGGGACGCUGCGGAGUCCACCGAAGGACGCGGUGGUGCGCUCGCUGGUGCUCGCGCAGGUCGCUGUCAACGCUGCCUACCAGGUCCUCGAGAAUAUGGCGUAUCUCAAUAUGCACUCGCUCCUGGCGUUCUCGAAACGUACGGAGGGACGCAUGUGGUUGUGGAGUACUCGCUGCUGGGCCGCGCAUAUCGUACUCGAUUUUGUGAAGCUCGAGAGAAUGAGGUGGCUUCGUAACGAGAAGGCGAGGGGCCUGAGGGGCCUGGUGGUCUCCGGAGAGGAGGAGCGCGCGGCCAGGGACGACUGGAAUAAGGCGUGGGUUUGCAAUGCGACUACCGCGCCGCUGUCGAUCCACUGGAGCUUGGAGAAGGGCCUGCUCGAUGAUACUGCGGUCGGAGCAUUCGGGUGCGUAGGUGCCGCGAUUUCGCUGCGUGAUGCCUGGAGGGGUUGUGCGUGA
This is a messenger RNA of Tricharina praecox, 834 nucleotides long. RefSeq lists its product as uncharacterized. Gene Ontology annotation, cellular component: peroxisomal membrane. NCBI's taxonomy places the organism in Eukaryota, Fungi, Ascomycota, Pezizomycetes, Pezizales, Pyronemataceae. Bases 1 to 834 code for a protein of 277 amino acids. Gene Ontology annotation, biological process: peroxisome fission. The transcript has 3 exons. The record is from RefSeq and is a predicted model, not a curated record.